Molecule: messenger RNA, 1107 nt
Organism: Pichia kudriavzevii
Lineage: Eukaryota; Fungi; Ascomycota; Pichiomycetes; Pichiales; Pichiaceae
Exons: 1
Coding region: 1-1107 (368 amino acids)
Biological process (GO): tricarboxylic acid cycle; isocitrate metabolic process
Cellular component (GO): mitochondrion
Molecular function (GO): NAD binding; isocitrate dehydrogenase (NAD+) activity; magnesium ion binding
Source: RefSeq, a predicted model, not a curated record
AUGUUCAAGAACAUCCAACUCCCAAAGAACAUCCUUAUGUCCGCCCAAAGACAAUACUCCUCCAAGGUUGCAGGCCAAUACCAAGGCGCUCCAAAUGCCAAUGGCAGAUACAACGUUACUUUGAUUAAAGGUGAUGGUAUCGGUGAAGAAAUCUCUGAUUCUGUUGUCAAAAUCUACGAAGCUGCAAAGGUUCCAAUCGACUGGGAACCGGUUGACGUCACUCCUUCCUUGAUCAACGGUGUCACCACCAUUCCAAAGCCAGCUGUCGACUCAAUCAAUAAGAACCAAAUUGCCUUAAAGGGUCCUUUAGCAACCCCAAUUGGUAAGGGUCACCAAUCCAUGAACUUGACCUUGAGAAGAACCUUUGGUUUGUUUGCAAACGUCAGACCUUGUAAGUCAAUUGUUGGUUACGAAACCCCUUACAAGAAUGUCGAUACCGUCCUUAUUAGAGAAAACACCGAGGGUGAGUACUCUGGUAUCGAACACAUCAUUGUUCCUGGUGUUGUCCAAUCCAUCAAAUUGAUCACCAAGAAGGCGUCCGAGAGAGUCAUCAGAUACGCCUUUGAACACGCUAGAGAAACUGGUAGACACGAAGUCAUUGUUGUCCAUAAAGCUUCAAUUAUGAAAUUAUCCGAUGGUUUGUUUGUUCAAUGUGCAAAGGAAAUUGCAAAGAACUAUCCUGAAAUCAAGGUCUCCUUUGAAUUGAUCGAUAACACUUCCUUGAAGUUAGCUUCUGACCCAACCCUCUACUCAAAAUCCGUCAUGGUCAUGCCAAACUUAUAUGGUGAUAUCUUAUCCGAUUUAUCCUCUGGUUUAAUCGGUGGUUUAGGUUUAACUCCUUCCGGUAACAUGGGUGAAAAGGUCUCCAUUUUUGAAGCCGUCCAUGGUUCUGCUCCAGAUAUCGCAGGUAAAGGUUUAGCUAACCCAACUGCUCUUUUGUUAUCUUCUUGUAUGAUGUUAAGACAUAUGGGCUUAAAUCAACACGCAGACAAGAUCGAAUCUGCUGUUUUGAAGACCAUUGCUUCCGGUCCUGAAAACAGAACUGGUGACUUAAAGGGUACUGCAUCCACUUCAUCCUUCACUGAUGCUAUUAUUGCAAACUUAUAA